CGGCUUAUCUGGUAUAUCCAUGGAAACAUUUGGCGGUUCUCCACCGUACGGGAAGGAAAGAGAAAAGUGGGAGAGAAGAUGGGUUUAUAAAAGCGCGACACUCGGUGCACCGUUAUCAUUCUUUAGGAAGAACGAAUCACGAGAGGAACAUAUACAGUGGUAUAACAUACGUUCGUGAGAUUAAUCCUCCCCUCCAUUUUCAACUCCCAUCAUUGUGCGCGAGUGUGAUAGAAGAGCAAAGGAUUGCACAACGUUGCGUUUACUGUAAUCCAAACUAUAAGUGGACAUUGAAAUACUUGGACGAGCAGAGGAAAGAAAGGGAAAAGUGGGCUGUGUCCGUGACAAAUCGACGUUGAAAAUAAAGCACAUUCGAAGCUCCCAGUGAAGGAUACAAUCGGCUAUGAUCGACGUGGAAACGCUUACCGAUAUGAGCUGCUAUCAAGGAUUACAAUCUUUUCCUAUGAGCACGAUGGCGGAAAGCGCAAAGCCAACGUGGAACAUGAAUUCUCGAGAUAGUAAGUGUUCUCGCAAAAACAAUAUAACUUGUGGUAUAUUGCCGACUCUUCGUGCCCUGGCAUCUCGAGAAUGCAACGACCAAGGCAGCGUCUGUUUGGUACCACUCGACGUUGAAAUGGAUGCUGCUAUUCAUCUUCAAAUGAUCUUGCUCGAGGCUUACUGUCGUGAAAUUGGAAUAAGAGUAUCGAGAGUACCGUUAAAUACGCUGCAAGAUUUACUUGGUCCAGGACAUUCGGAUCUCUCCUGCGUUCUUAUCGACGAUCCUUAUUUUACGGAUCCACCUGAAUGAGCAAAAAGAAGAAGA
Polistes dominula (European paper wasp) is the source of this 820-nucleotide messenger RNA. RefSeq lists its product as uncharacterized. The record is from RefSeq and is a predicted model, not a curated record. NCBI's taxonomy places the organism in Eukaryota, Metazoa, Arthropoda, Insecta, Hymenoptera, Vespidae.